UCGUCGGCCUUCAAGAUAGAGUCCCUCAGGAGUAAGGUUGACCUGCUCAAGCUGCCUCUGGCCCUCUCCACCAAGUCUAUCUCUGAGCGCAAGAGUCAGCUGGGAGGAGCGGGUGAGCAGCGCGGCUCGGGAGGAGGAGGAGGAGGGGGGGGGGCCCGCAAAGCCCGCCCACUGCCGACCCGGGACAUGGACAACGAGUCGCAGUACUCGGGCUACUCCUACAAGUCCUCUCACUCCCGCAGUUCCCGCAAGCACAGGGAUCGCAGGGACAGGCACCGGUCUAAGAGCCGAGAAAGUAGCAGCCGUGGAGAUAAAUCAGUCACCAUCCAGGCUCCCGGGGAGCCCCUGCUGGAUGCAGAGUCCACCCGUGGAGAUGACAGGGAUGACAACUGGGGCGAGACCACCACAGUGGUCACUGGUACCUCGGAGCACAGCGUCUCCAACGAAGAUCUGACACGCGUCUCCAAAGAACUAGAGGAGUCCACUCCGCUGGAGUGCAAGCGCUUCGUUGGCCCAGCGCUGGGCGGCUGCCUCAGCCUCUUUGCCCUGAUCACCCCUCUGGCCUUCCUGGUCCUCCCCCAGGUACUGUGGCGUGACACCCUGGACCCAUGUGGCACGCCCUGCGAAGGCCUCUAUGUUUCACUGGCCUUCAAACUCCUGGUCCUCCUCAUCUCCUCCUGGGCACUGUUCCUCAGACCACCUCGUGCCACCCUGCCACGGUUCUUUGUCUUCCGCUGUCUGCUGAUGGUACUGGUGUUCCUAUUCGUGGCGUCCUAUUGGCUGUUCUAUGGCGUGCGUGUGCUGGAGCCCAGGGAGAGGGACUAUAGGGGGAUCGUGGAGUACGCCGCCUCGCUGGUGGACGCCCUCCUCUUCAUCCAGUACCUGGCCCUGGUGUUGCUUGAGGUCAGACACCUACAGCCGGCCUUUUGCCUCAAGGUGGUCAGGACCACGGAUGGAGCAAGCAAGUUCUACAAUGUGGGCCACCUCAGCAUCCAGCGGGCAGCCGUCUGGGUUUUAGACCGUUAUUACAGCGACUUCCCUGUCUACAACCCUGCCCUGCUCAACCUGCCCAAGUCCAUCCUCUCAAAGAAGAUGACUGGUUUCAAGGUUUACUCUCUGGAUGAGAACCCCACCAAUAACUCUACAGGCCAGUCUCGGGCCAUGAUAGCAGCAGCCGCAAGGAGGAGAGACAAUUCCCACAACGAAUACUACUAUGAGGAGGCUGAGAUGGACCGUAGGAUCCGCAAACGCAAGGCCAGGCUGGUAGUAGCAGUUGAGGAGGCCUUCACACACAUCAAGCGCCUUCAUGAGGACGAGGUCGCGUCUUCCCCUAAACACCCCAGAGAGGUGAUGGAUCCCCGGGAGGCUGCCCAGGCCAUUUUUGCCCCCAUGGCCAGAGCCAUGCAGAAGUACCUGAGGACCACCCGUCAGCAGCCCUUCCACAGCAUGGAGAGCAUCCUCACACAUCUUCAGUUCUGCAUCACGCACAACAUGACCCCCAAGGCCUUCCUGGAGCGCUACCUCACCCCCGGCCCCACCAUGCAGUACCAGAGAGAGAACGGCAGAGGGCGCCAAUGGACACUGGUGAGCGAGGAGCCAGUGACCACCGCCCUGCGCCAGGGCCUGGUCUUCUCGCUGCGGCGCCUCGACUUCUCCUUGGUCGUCACGGUGACGCCCCUCCCCUUCCUUCGCCUUGGUGAGGAGUUCAUCGACCCCAAGAGCCACAAGUUUGUCAUGAGGCUGCAGUCAGAGACGUCGGUGUAGAAAGCGGAUCACAGGGCAGCCCCUCAUCAUGCCCCCCAACACGUGUCCCCUCAUCUUCCUUUGUCUCCUCACAUUGUGCUUUCUCCUCCUCAAUUACUGAUCUUACGUGAUGUGACACAAGUUGAAGCAAUGUAAUCCAUACUCAUUCAAUGUUUUCCCCAGUCUGAGACACGAAGAGAAAAUGAUUCAAGAGGAGGAAGUCAUUUUUGAGCAUUUGGACCCAACAGAAAUUUAACCCCCCCCCCCUCUCCAAAGGGCUGGAUUCAAUGACCACCUUCUCAUUGCAUCAUCCACAUAGGGAUGCUCUGUUGUCAAACUGUGAUAAGCUACAUGACUCCAAAUCCCCCAAAAUGACUGCCUUGUUCAUUUCUCUUUGAUACAAUCUCCAAACCUUUGUCUAUACAUCACACUGUACAUGUUCCCAUUUUCUUUACCCUUUUUUUGGUUUAUGUUGCUGUAACCACUGGACUACAUGACUGUGCUGACUCAUCACAUUAACCACUAGAGGGGGAGAUCACAUCACCCAUCUCACUUCCUCUUCCUGAUGUCUUAACAGACCAAUCUGCAUGGCUUUGACUGCAAAGGCUGGUUCACUACAUGGAUCAGGCUGCCCGUCACUUGUAUGAUUUUGGUUGAAAAUCAUUAGGACUGUUUUCAUAUAGGUGGUGUGACUCUUUCUGUUAUUACAGAAUGUAGCGUUAUGCUUAUGGAAUUAACAAACUGUUUUUUGGCCUUUAGGCCUUAAUGUCUUUUCGUGUGUCUGUACAGAAAAAAAGGAAGUGUAUUUCUAAAUGGUUGCCUCUUCAGCCUGAGACUAUGUUGUUAUAAUUCAUGAUUGUCUACAUAUGCGACUUUUAUUUUACCCUACACUGGCCUUUGUACUCAGUUAUAAUGUUAGAAUUUUAACAGGGAGACUAAAUGGGGUUCCAUCCAUUUUUUCUGCCUUUUAACACUGUAUAUCACUUAAGAAAUUAGUCCAGAAGAAGCAGCUAUAGUUUAACUGUGAACUGAUUUCUCAGGACAUCAUUUCACAAAAUCUUUUUGUAUACAUUUUCAAACUGUUUCAACCAGCCCUGACUGUGUGAUUGUACUUCCCAUCACUGCGAGUCCUCCUGCAGUAGUAGCAUCAUCGCCACACUGUGCACAGUGCAAAUGUUGCCUCCAUCUUUCAGCCUUAACCAGGAGCGAGGGGGGAAAGUAUCUCUUAUUCUGACCACUCCCAGGUUCCGACACCUGAGACUUAAGACAGUCCCAGCUGUAUAUGCCUUUGCUGAGCCACAGUGUGACCAACUGGCCGGUUGACAUUUCAAAGGAACGUGAGUGACAAAAAUGGCCUUACAUUUCUGUGAGACUUACCCUACCAACGAACAACGGCUAUACCUGCUCGAUCGACAUACAUCAGUGUGAUCAAAAUGCAAAUGAUUGUUGCUUUCCUUUUUUCUAAAUGCAUGCUAGAAUUAUGUGGGGUUCAAAUUCACUUUUUUUUACACUUUGUUUUGAGAACUUGUUUUCUAUCAUUUUUAAGGUGCCUAAAUUAUAAUGAUGCAAUUUUCAGAAUGUUUUUACUUUUGAAAAAGAGGUGGCUUGUAAAAAAAAUUAUGUAGAUUUGUUUUGUAUUUUCUUCCCACUUUUGGUAACUGUAGUUUGUAUAGUGUUUUAGCCAUUUUUUCACUAUUAAACCAUUUAUUCCUUGUAACUAUUUUUCUCAUUAAUUUGAAGCUUAGCUUCAGGGAUCAAAACAUCACAAAGCUCAUUGGGUGACGCUUUUAAUGUGAUGCAUU
Molecule: messenger RNA, 3545 nt
Organism: Lampris incognitus (smalleye Pacific opah)
Lineage: Eukaryota; Metazoa; Chordata; Actinopteri; Lampriformes; Lampridae
Product: vang-like protein 2
Exons: 7
Coding region: 187-1764 (525 amino acids)
Biological process (GO): multicellular organism development; Wnt signaling pathway, planar cell polarity pathway; establishment of planar polarity
Cellular component (GO): plasma membrane
Source: RefSeq, a predicted model, not a curated record